Molecule: messenger RNA, 519 nt
Organism: Rhizophagus irregularis DAOM 181602=DAOM 197198
Lineage: Eukaryota; Fungi; Glomeromycota; Glomeromycetes; Glomerales; Glomeraceae
Source: RefSeq, a predicted model, not a curated record
AUGUGUACUGAUUUUAGAUAUAAGGAAAAUUCUGAAGAAAAUGAUAAUACCAAACAACAUCAAUUAUUAUCUUAUGCAGAUGGCGUGGAAAACGGUAAACAAUCCAACAAUCAACGAAAUUUUCGACAAUGGAAUAGACGAAAUAUUAACAACAAUAAGCAAUAUAAACAUAAUCAUAAUAAUCCUAAGCAUGAAAAAGAUAUGUACAACGAACUAUUAUGUUUGAAAGAUCCGAUUAACGCUCUCAAUAAUAGUUUAACGCCAAAAAAACAAACUAAAAAUAUUAAUACGAAACAAUCGACGUCUGGUAAUGUGAUUAAUAAGGCAGUAGUUAUUAAUGAUAACGCUAAGAGACUUCAUAUGGAAACGAGCUCUUUAGAUAAUGAUUUGGGUAUUGAAGAAUUCGAAAAGAAACUUGAAGCCUCGAACAAACAAGUUCAACAAAACACUACUAUUCUUCAAGAUGCCGCAUCUAAACUCACUUAUACUUUAGAUGACGAUGUUGAAUUAGAAGACUAA